AUGGAUCAAGUCUUCUUUCAGGUUCUGGCAGUGCAACUGCUGCUGGUGUCUGCUACUUUUGCAAAUACAUUAUACUUUCAACCAAAAACUGAAAUGGUUUGCCCUGACAACAAACACUCAUGUACCAGUGAUACCACUUGUUGUCUUUUGCCAGAUGGACAAUAUGGUUGCUGCAUGUAUGCAAAUGCUGUAUGCUGUUCGGAUAAUAUUCACUGCUGUCCCACUGGCAGCUACUGCGAUGUUAAUACAGGAAGCUGUGAUAAAGAUGGGGUCAAAUUUGAAUGGUCCAAAAAAGCACCUGCUGCUUUAUAUGUUCCAAAAGAAAAGAUGGAAAGCCAACCAGCUUGGGUUGAAAAAGCACCCCCCAUGAACCUGAAGUUGCAGGAACCUGCAAGCAUUCCAUGGUCUAGAAAAUUACCUGGACUGAAAAUGAAUUUCCAACAACCUGCAAGCAUUCCAUGGUCUAAAAAAUUACCUGGACUGAAAAUAAAUUCUUUGAAUAUUUCUACACUCCAGAUGCCUGUUUCUUGUUCUGUAUCACAAACACUCUGCAAAUCCAAUGACGGCCUAUCUGGAUGUUGCCCUUUCCCCAAUGCUGUGUGCUGUAAAAAAACCCAACAGUGUUGUCCAUCAGGUUUCCAGUGUAAUUUGAAAUCCUCCAAAUGUGAAAAACCAACAGAAGAAACAAGAAAAGAAAUGACAACUUUUAUAUCUGGACACACCCUGUUUGCCCUCAAAAAGCCUGUUGUGUGUCCUGACAUAACAACUACAUGUCUGGAGAAUAUGACCUGCUGUCUUGGAAAAGACUCCUAUGCUUGCUGCCCUUUGCCCAGUGCCACAUGUUGUGCUGAUCGUGUGCAUUGUUGUCCCAAUGGUUACACUUGUCAAGUUUCUGCUGGCACAUGUGUAAAGAAGCAAGUAGACAUGAUUUUGGUAAAGAUGACAAAAUGGAAAUCUGAACAGGUUUGUCCUGAUAUGGAAACCUCUUGCCCAGAUGAGUACACUUGCUGCCCACUUCAAAGUGGAUCGUAUGGCUGCUGCCCAUAUUCAAAGGCGGUGUGUUGUUCUGACAAUUUUCAUUGCUGUCCCCGAGGCUACACAUGUGAUGUGAGGGCUUCCAAAUGCCAGAUCAUAUCUCAGGGACUUACUUGUCCAGAUCAUCAAACGCAAUGUUCCAGUGGUAUGACAUGCUGUCAAAUUGAGGAACAUGUUUAUGGAUGCUGUCCAUUUCCUCAGGCUACUUGUUGUUCUGAUGAUGAACAUUGCUGUCCUUCUGAUUACACUUGUGAUCUAGCAGAUGAGAAAUGUGUGAUGGGUGACUCUCAAAUCCAAUUAUCUGCUGAAAUGAUUGUGUGUCCAGACAAAAUGACCGAAUGUCCAUCUCCAGGUACAUGUUGUCGUCUUCCAGAUGGUAAAUGGGGUUGUUGUCAUUACUCUCAGGCUACUUGUUGUUCUGAUGAUGAACAUUGCUGUCCUUCUGGUUACACUUGUGAUCUAGCACAUAGCCGAUGUGUGAUGGGUGACUCUCAAAUGCAAUUAUCUGCUCAAAUCGUUGUAUGUCCUGACAAAAUGUCUUAUUGUCCCUCUUCGAGCACAUGUUGUCCUCUUCCAGGUGGUAAAUGGGGUUGUUGUCCAUGGCCUCAGGCUACUUGUUGUUCUGAUGAAGAACACUGCUGCCCUUCUGGUUACACUUGUGAUCUAGCACAUAGCCGAUGUGUGAUGGGUGACUCUCAAAUGCAAUUAUCUGCUCAAAUUGUUGUAUGUCCAGACAAAAUGACUCAUUGUCCCUCUUCAUACACAUGUUGUCCUCUUCAAGGUGGUGGAUAUGGCUGUUGUCCAUGGCCUCAGGCUACUUGUUGUUCUGAUGAUGAACAUUGCUGUCCUUCUGGUUACACUUGUGAUCUAGCACAUAGCCGAUGUGUGAUGGGUGACUCUCAGAUCCAGUUAUCUGCUCAGUGGAUUGUGUGUCCAGACCUCAUUACCAAGUGCUCUACAUCGAACACAUGUUGUCGUCUUCCAGAUGGUAGUUAUGGCUGUUGUCCAUACCCUAGGGCAACUUGUUGUAGUGACCAUUUGCACUGUUGCCCCAAUGGCUACACCUGUAAUGAGGCAGAACAAGAAUGUAUCCAUCAUGGUAUUGACUACUCAGAACUGUCUAUUCCUCCAUCAACCCUUCAGUCAUCUAAUUCAGUCAAAUGUCCAGAUGGUACCACAUGUCAAGAUGGUACCACAUGUUGCUUUGCUGAAAAUGGCUAUUCAUGCUGUCCACUUCCUGAGACUCCCAAGACAGCAAAUGAAUUUCCUCUAGAAUUUCUCAUGGGCUCCCCCUCUUACUCUCUCUCUCCCUCUCGCUUACUCUCUCUCUCCCUCUCGCUUACUCUCUCUCUCCCUCUCGCUCACUCUCUCCCUCCCUCUCGCUCACUCUCUCCCUCCCUCUCGCUCACUCUCUCCCUCCCUCUCGCUCAUUCUCUCGCUCAUUCUCUCCCUCCCUCUCGCUCAUUCUCUCUCUCCUCUCAUUCUCUCCCCUCUCUCAUUCUCUCCCCUCAUUUUCUCUCUCUCCUCAUUUUCUCUCUCUCUCUCAUUUCUCUCUCUCUCUCAUUUUCUCAUUCUCUCUCUCUCAUUUUCUCUCUCUCUCUCUCAUUUUUCUCUCUCUCUCUCAUUUCUCUCUCUCUCUCUCAUUUCUCUCUCUCUCUCUUUUUUCUCUCUCUCUCAUUUCUCUCUCUCUCUCUCUCUCUCUCAUUCUCUCUCUCUCUCUCAUUUCUCUCUCUCUCUCCAUUGACAAGCUAA
Messenger RNA from Acanthosepion pharaonis, 2787 nucleotides. The record is from the annotation of a GenBank genome assembly. NCBI's taxonomy places the organism in Eukaryota, Metazoa, Mollusca, Cephalopoda, Sepiida, Sepiidae.